This is a messenger RNA of Staurois parvus, 501 nucleotides long. The record is from the annotation of a GenBank genome assembly. NCBI's taxonomy places the organism in Eukaryota, Metazoa, Chordata, Amphibia, Anura, Ranidae.
AUGUACUAUAGAAGAACAAGCAGUGAUGACUCAAGUAGCCUCUCUAGGGGUGAGAGUGGCAAAGGAGUGAAACAGUCUGGAAGGCGAUGUCAUCUUUCUAGGCAUGCCAGCUUCUCCACGGGGGAUUCAGCCUCUCAGUACUCCAGUGAAAGUUCUUCAGCAGUCUCUCCUUUGUUACCAAUGGAGCCACUUAAUCCACGCCUUCCUUGGAUGAGAAGAGCUCUGACUGAGUCAUCUCGAGACAAUGACUGGACAGCAAAAUUCAAUUUUGCGAAACUCCACAGGAUAAUGGAAGAGCUGCUUGCCACUGAGCGGGAUUACGUGUGUUCGCUGGGGUACGUCCUUUCUCAUUACCUGUGUGAGAUGGAUCAGCCAGACCUCCCACCUGCCCUACGUGGUCAGCACGCUGCCAUCUUUGGGAACUUGGAAAAAAUCUAUGAAUUCCACAGUCAUGUUUUCCUCCAGGAGCUUACCAGCUGCAGAAGGGACCCCAGUCACGUG